GGGGGAGUGAAAGAGAGAAAGGGAGCUGGGGUACUCUUCAGAGAACGGAAUCUACAUGCAUGGUGAUCUCCGGCUCUGUGGGUGAUCCUCAGUCACCAUGAAAGACUAGGAACUCAGCUCUCCAAGGGAAAUGGCUUGUUUUGUAAUAUCCCUGCUGCCCUGCUACCUGGUGUAUGACUCCAGCUGCCUGUGAAGGGCCUGUCAACUGUUUAUGGGAACUACUACUGUGUAUGCACUCUUGAGGAUUUAAGCUUUUCCAACUCUUUUUUUUUUUUCCUUUUUUUUUUUUUUUACCCCUGCUGUCAAGCCAUAGCAACAACGCUUUGCAAUAGAGUGGGGAGGCGGUGAGACAAUGGCAAACAACUCAUACAGCGGGGUGAAGAACUCCAUGGUGGAGGCCAACCAUGAUGGAGAGUUUGGCUGCACGCUCAAAGAACUGCGCUCCCUUAUGGAACUGAGGGGUGCUGAGGCAAUAAACAAAAUUGGAGAAUCUUAUGGGGAUAUUCAAGGAUUCUGCCAGCGAUUAAAAACUUCACCUAUAGAGGGUCUAAAUGGACAGCCUGCAGACAUCGAGAAGCGGAAAACAGUGUUUGGGCAAAAUUUUAUACCACCCAAAAAGCCCAAAACUUUCUUACAGUUAGUGUGGGAGGCGCUACAGGAUGUCACACUGAUUAUCCUAGAAGUGGCAGCCAUAGUUUCACUAGGCCUUUCUUUUUAUAAACCUCCAGAUGCCAAAAGAGACAACUGCGGAAGGGCUGCUGGAGGCGUGGAUGAUGAAAACGAGGCAGAAGCAGGUUGGAUCGAGGGAGCCGCAAUUCUUCUGUCAGUCAUCUGCGUGGUGCUGGUGACGGCAUUCAAUGACUGGAGUAAAGAGAAGCAGUUUAGGGGCCUCCAAAGCCGCAUUGAGCAGGAGCAGAAAUUCACUGUCGUCCGUGGAGGACAAGUUAUCCAAAUUCCUGUGGCUGAGAUCGUGGUCGGCGACAUUGCACAAAUAAAAUAUGGUGACCUUUUGCCUGCUGAUGGAGUCCUCAUCCAAGGAAACGACCUGAAGAUCGAUGAGAGCUCGCUCACAGGGGAGUCGGACCAUGUCAAGAAAACACAAGAAAAAGAUCCGAUGCUGUUAUCAGGCACCCAUGUAAUGGAAGGCUCAGGGAAAAUGGUGGUCACUGCUGUUGGUGUCAACUCUCAAACUGGAAUUAUCUUCACUUUACUCGGGGGCGGUGAGGAUGAUGACGACGAAGAAGAGGAAAAGAAAAAGGAGAAGGAGGAGAAGAAGAAACAAAGAAAAAACAAAAAGCAGGAUGGAUCUGUGGAAAAUCGUAAGAAAGCUAAAGCACAGGAUGGUGCUGCAAUGGAAAUGCAGCCUCUGAACAGUGAUGAAGGAGCUGAUGCAGAGGAGAAGAAGAAAGCCAACCUCCCAAAGAAAGAGAAGUCUGUUCUCCAGGGCAAACUGACCAAACUAGCUGUACAGAUUGGCAAAGCAGGACUGGUUAUGUCAGCCAUCACUGUUAUUAUCCUGGUGGUGCUGUUUGUAGUAGACACCUUCUGGAUCCAGAAUCUACCCUGGGACAAGGACUGCACACCCAUUUACAUUCAGUUCUUUGUGAAAUUCUUCAUCAUUGGCGUCACUGUUCUGGUGGUGGCUGUUCCUGAAGGCCUGCCGCUUGCUGUAACAAUCUCCCUGGCAUAUUCCGUUAAGAAAAUGAUGAAAGACAACAACCUGGUACGUCACUUGGACGCCUGUGAGACCAUGGGCAAUGCUACCGCUAUCUGCUCAGACAAGACUGGUACCCUCACGAUGAACCGCAUGACCGUGGUGCAGGCCUACCUCGCUGAGAAGCACCACAAGAAAGUCCCUGAGCCAGAGAACAUCCCCUCCUCCAUUUUAGACAUCUUGAUUCUAGGCAUCGCAGUCAACUGUGCAUAUACCACAAAGAUCAUGCCUCCAGAGAAAGAAGGGGGCCUGCCACGGCAGGUGGGUAACAAGACCGAAUGUGCCUUGCUUGGCUUUGCUACUGACCUGAAGCGUGACUACCAGGCUAUCCGGAACGAGAUCCCCGAGGAAAAAUUAUACAAAGUGUACACCUUCAACUCAGUCCGCAAGUCUAUGAGCACUGUGUUGAAGAUGGCUGAUGGCAGCUACCGUAUGUUCAGCAAAGGAGCCUCAGAAAUUCUCUUAAAAAAGUGCUAUAAAAUCCUGACGGCAAACGGUGAGUCCAAGGUGUUCCGCCCACGGGACAGAGAUGACAUGGUUAAGAAAGUGAUCGAGCCCAUGGCCUCCGAGGGCCUGAGGACCAUCUGCCUUGGAUACAGAGAUUUCCCUGCCUCCGAGGGUGAGCCUGACUGGGACAACGAAAAUGACAUCCUCUCUGGACUGACCUGCGUCUGCGUGGUGGGCAUUGAAGACCCUGUGAGACCUGAGGUCCCAGACGCUAUCAGGAAAUGCCAACGCGCUGGCAUCACAGUACGAAUGGUGACUGGGGACAACAUUAAUACAGCUCGAGCCAUCGCCACCAAGUGUGGCAUCCUCCUGCCUGGAGACGACUUCCUGUGCCUGGAGGGCAAAGAGUUCAACCGAAGGAUACGCAAUGAAAAAGGAGAGAUUGAACAAGAGCGCAUUGACAAGAUCUGGCCCAAACUACGAGUACUGGCUCGCUCGUCACCCACAGACAAACACACGCUAGUGAAAGGUAUUAUUGACAGCACCGUGAUAGAACAGAGACAAGUAGUGGCAGUGACAGGAGACGGUACAAAUGAUGGUCCUGCCUUGAAGAAAGCCGAUGUUGGCUUUGCCAUGGGUAUUGCUGGCACAGAUGUAGCCAAGGAAGCGUCUGACAUCAUUCUGACUGACGACAACUUUUCCAGCAUCGUCAAAGCCGUCAUGUGGGGACGCAACGUCUACGACAGCAUCUCCAAGUUCCUCCAGUUUCAGCUAACUGUCAAUGUGGUAGCUGUCAUCGUAGCAUUUACAGGAGCCUGCAUCACACAGGACUCUCCACUGAAAGCAGUACAGAUGUUAUGGGUCAACUUGAUCAUGGACACCUUUGCAUCACUAGCUCUGGCCACAGAGCCCCCCACAGAAGCCCUGCUGCUAAGGAAGCCAUAUGGCCGCAACAAGCCUCUCAUCUCCCGCACUAUGAUGAAGAACAUCCUCGGUCAGGGAGUGUACCAGCUAAUCAUCAUCUUUUCUCUGCUCUUUGCUGGUGAGAAAAUAUUUGAUAUUGACAGCGGCAGGAACGCACCCCUCCACGCCCCACCCUCUGAACACUACACAAUUGUCUUCAAUACCUUUGUAAUGAUGCAGCUUUUCAAUGAGAUCAAUGCCCGCAAGAUCCACGGAGAAAGGAAUGUCUUUGAUGGCAUCUUCAACAACCUCAUCUUCUGUAGUAUUGUCUUUGGUACCUUCAUUAUCCAGAUUGUCAUAGUGCAGUUUGGAGGGAAGCCAUUCAGCUGCGUGGCUCUGACCAUCGACCAGUGGCUGUGGUGCACUUUCUUAGGCUUUGGCUCUCUACUAUGGGGACAGGUAAUCUCUACAAUACCCACCAGCCGCUUAAAAUUCUUGAAAACAGCGGGCCACGGCACCCAGAAGGAGGAGAUUCCUGACGAGGAGCUGGAGGAGCUGGAGGACAUGGAUGAGAUCGACCAUGCUGAACGGGAGCUUCGCCGAGGCCAGAUCCUCUGGUUCCGAGGCCUCAAUCGCAUCCAGACUCAGAUGGAUGUAGUGAGUGCGUUCCAGAGUGGAACUUCCUUUCAGGGGGCUCUAAGGCGGCAGGCCUCCAACUCCAGCCAACAACAGCACGAUAUCCGGGUGGUGAAUGCAUUCCGCAGCUCCAUCUCCCUCUAUGAGGGGCUGGAGAAGCCUGAGUCGCGAACAUCGAUCCACAACUUCAUGACCCACCCUGAAUUUCGGAUAGAGGACUCUGAGCCCCAUAUUCCCCUCAUAGACGACACCGACGCAGAGGACGACGCUCCCACCAAGCGCAACUCCGCCAGCCCCCGCAACACCACGCCCACGCCGCCCUCACCCUCGCCUGCCACCACCGUCGCCCCCACCACGCCGGUCUCCCCCUCCCCAAACCAGAACAAUAACGCUGUGGAGAGCAGUAACCACCUCCUCCCAGAGGCUCCCAAAUCAGGAACCCCCUCGGCCCCGGGGAGCCCCCUACACAGCCUGGAGACCUCCCUUUGAUCUGACCCCCUGCGCUCCACACGUUACCACCACUUUUCUACCCACCCACCAAGGAGCUCAACUCAGACAAAAUGAACGAACACUUGGAGAAGAGAGACGAAGGGCUAGAAGGAGAGCAGAGUCACGUGUGAGCUUGGCUUGGGCUGGACUAAAAGAACAGCAAACAUUCAGAGGAAUGUACGGCUUGGUGUGGAUGCUUUGGUCUUCUUUUAUUUUUGGUUCUUAUUAAUACCCCACUACAACACAAGGACUCCACCCCUCCCUCCUUGGUAACUUUUGUUUUUCUCGGUAAACAAGGGGUGAUUAUAAACUCAGAUUGAAAGUGACCUGUUUUUAUUAUUCUAUUAUAUUAUUAUUAUUAUUAAUAUUAUUUGAAUUGAGAAGGGGAGGUCUUCCUCCUGGCUUGAAGAUCGAUGAAAGAACCUUUAGCUUCUCUUUUAUCUGAAUGGUGUUGUAUAUUUAUCUCUUUGGCCCUUGCUCAUUCAAAACUUAUUUCUGCUCCAUUGGCUGUUAAUAUUUUGAGUUAUUUAUGUUUUUGGAAAAAGCAGGUCUGUUUACAAAGUUUGUAGAUACUUUUUUUCUGUUUGUAGGCAAAAGAGCUUCCUGAUGUAUGAUGCAGAAAACUGGGACAGAAAAAAAUGAAUGAGAGGAUUAUUUCAGAUACUGCUGUAUUUUCAGGAAAAAGGGUGUUUCUAUUGAAACUUAACUAUUUUUGCCUGCAAGUUUUAUUUGUUAUAUAUUUGUAGAUAAAUAUAGAACCUUCUAGCCAAACCGAUAAACACUAAGGCUUGUAUAGAAAAGAGGUCCACUGGGCGAGGUGUUUUUCACAAGAGACGGGACGGGAAAGACAAUUAGGGCCUCUGUUCACGUUGCUAUAAAUAUUUACUUCUUCCAUUUCUUCGAUAGUUUUCAUGUGCACAAAACCUUCUGGAGUUCUGGAUUCUCUUUUCAUUCAGUAUGUUGUGUUCGAGGAUUUCCACAUGUUGAAAGGUUCACUCAUUAAAGGGAUUUUAGAAAAACCAUCUGGGCCCGUAUUUAGCAAGCAUCUCAGAAUCACGCCCUAGAAUCCUGCUGAGAGUUGGACUAGGAAACAAAGUCUUACCUCAGAGUCCGACACGAGGUCCUUAUGAAGCCUCCUAAGGUCACUUUCAGCAGGAAGUAAAAGUUUUCCUUUUAGCUUUUUGUGGUUUUACAAGCUCUUGUUGUUGUUAUUAGUUACAUUCAGAAGAGGCUAACGUAGAUGAAUAGCAGGAAAAAGAAAACCGCUUCACUUGUGGGUGUAUGUCGAGCUAAUUUAUGCACGUUAAGGCUAAAAAUUAGUUUUUGCCAAAACUCAAAAGCAUUAAAAUGACUUACAGUUCAUCAGCUUUUUUAAACAACCAGCUGACUUCAAACCAGUGCUGUAUUUCGAGCUAUUCAACCAGUGCGCCUAUUUAUUUUUUAAAUAAGAAGUUCAUAUAGACUAAACGUGAAUGUGCCUUGGCUACAAUAAUAAUUUAGAUGAUGCUUGGUCCCAUCAUUUGCCACCUUCAGGAAACUCCUCACAGAUUAAACUCUGUUACUCCUCCAGCUAAAAGUAGAACUAAAUAAGCCUCAUUCUUCAAAUUUUGGGAUUGUAAGGACUGACUUCUGUCUGGAUGCUUGAUAAAUAUGGAUCCUGGUCUUUUUUUUUUCUUUUUUUUUUUUUAAAUUGGUGCAUUUUUGUUUUUUUGUUUCUCUCAGCAAAACGUUAGCCCCCUGCCAAUGUACAAUACUGACAUUUGUUUACUCAGGCAUAGAAAAAGGUAUUUAAUUUAAAAGAAAUCUAUAAAGAAAAAACCUUUUAACUUCAGACUUUGUGUAUUUAGAUAGUAAAACAUUGUCUUGGUCAAAAGCAAGUGAAUUAUUUUCAUUAUUCAAAUGUAGUUUUACUCCUCCGAGUUCUGGUUUGUUGACCUUUUUAAAAAUCAAAAACCAUGGAAAUUUUUUUUUUUUUUUUUCUUCAGCCCUGUCCAUAAGACUCUUUCAUCUUGAUUAAAUGUUGCUGAAUUUGAUUUGUUUGUAAAAUAUUUUUGACACCUGAUGUACUGGAAACGCUAAAGAAUUGGACAUGUGCAUUUUUCAAGAAUAAAGACUAGGCAUACACUGGUAUCUAUCUGCACAGGGUACUUUAUUUCAUAGCGUUCCUUGGGGAAAAAUAAUUUUGAUACAAAUCAUGAUAAAAAAAAUGUACCUUUGUAUUUUUAUGAUAAUGAUGAUACCUUUCAUCGUACUAAACAAAUUUUGGAUGAUUUGACACCAAUCACGUUAUAUGGGGAGGGUUUUGGCCACUAAAAUGUGUGUUGUUCUGGAAUAUUCAUCUCAGGGUGCAAAUGGUGUGAAAGAGAACAGGCCUCUUUUAGUUUGUUACUUAAUUAAAUGUUUGGGACGGUGCUUGUCAACCACACAGGAUGUCUCCGGCAGCAGGCUGCAGAUUCUUCCUGCAGCCUUCUGGCGGCCUCCGCCUGAAGGGCCGUGGACAGGGGAAGGAGGUGAAAAUGUUAAAUCACAACGUUCUCUGAGGAAAUAAGUUUGUUUUCCUUGUUUUACAGAUGACAAAAUAGCAGCUAGGAUUGCAUAUAAAGUGAGAAAUUGAAAAGACAAGCGGAAUCCAUAUGAGGAGUUUGUUCUGUAGCUUCUUCCUGUAAUGGGAAUGAAUGUUUUUCCAUCUGUUUUAUGGAUUAUUAUUUUUUUAUCUUUUAACAUUUGGAAAUAAAAGUACUUCAUGUCUGUUUAUCUUGAGCAUUUUAAAUGGAUAUCGUGAUUGGAUUUACAUUUGAAACUUGUCGAGUAAUGUGUAUGGUUUUUAAAAAUAAAAAAUGUAUUUAGCCUAA
Messenger RNA from Seriola dumerili (greater amberjack), 7041 nucleotides. RefSeq names its product plasma membrane calcium-transporting ATPase 1 (gene atp2b1a). Lineage: Eukaryota; Metazoa; Chordata; Actinopteri; Carangiformes; Carangidae. The record is from RefSeq and is a predicted model, not a curated record. The coding region runs from base 353 to 4189 and encodes 1278 amino acids. Gene Ontology annotation, molecular function: PDZ domain binding; ATP hydrolysis activity; ATP binding. The transcript is spliced from 22 exons. Gene Ontology annotation, cellular component: membrane; intracellular membrane-bounded organelle. Gene Ontology annotation, biological process: calcium ion transmembrane transport; regulation of cytosolic calcium ion concentration.